CGCUCCAUUCUACUCGACGGCGCCCUGGCAAGGGAUACCCUCAUCGCGAGUAACGUACGACUCGUCGUUAGUAUCGCCAAGAAGUGGGCCAAGAACGCACACAAGGCGGCGCGGGAAACCGUACAGGAAGGCAUCCUGGGAUUGGCCAAGGCCGCCGACCGCUACGAUCCCGAACGUGGAUUGCGAUUCGCCACCUACGCCACUUACUGGGUCACCAAUUCCGUACGCUUCUGCUUCCAAACCGCAUCCACCGGAUGUUUGCGGGUACCGGUAGGAUUCCAUGACACCAAGACCAAAUUCAAACGACUCGUCAAGGAAUACUACGACGAAUUCGGUGACGCACCGGGAAUCGACGAUUUGGCCGAACAAAUGGGCUUGACCCGGCCCCGGCUGGAAGUGAUUCUCCGAUCCACCCGGCCCCUGGUAUCCAUCGACGCCCCCUUGCGCACCGGCGCCGUCACACAGGCCGGCAAGGCGGGCAACGACGUCUCACAAACCAACCUCCUGCUGGCCGACUUGCUCACGGACGAACAAGCCCUGCCACCGGAAGAUUUGGUCGAACUCUCCUUUCUGCGACAGAAUCUGGAAAACGCCAUGGCCACCGAGCUGGCACCCCACGAACGCGACGUCCUGCGCUUGCGACUCGGACUC
Phaeodactylum tricornutum CCAP 1055/1 is the source of this 651-nucleotide messenger RNA. RefSeq lists its product with no specific name. The transcript is spliced from 2 exons. Gene Ontology annotation, molecular function: DNA-binding transcription factor activity. The record is from RefSeq and is a predicted model, not a curated record. Lineage: Eukaryota; Bacillariophyta; Bacillariophyceae; Surirellales; Neidiaceae. Gene Ontology annotation, biological process: DNA-templated transcription initiation; regulation of DNA-templated transcription. The annotation marks the transcript as partial.